AUGGCUGCUGAUACAGCAAUAGCUGAAUUAUGUCCAUUAGUUUUUCAUCCAAAACAUAUUCCAAUUAAAAUCGACAAUCGAACGAAGACUCAAAAAGCACUUUCUGUGUGGUUCAUUCUUGCAACUGUUGGCUUUGAAAGAUUAGCGUUUUACUCGUUAGCUGGUAAUCUUGUACUUUUUCUUACAUCGGAAUCCAUUCGUUGGACAUCAUUUAACAGCAUUAAUGCUUCACUAAUUUUUUACGGUACAAGUUAUAUAUCAGCAAUUGCUUUCUCUUGGAUAAGUGACGCUAAAUUAGGUCGUGCAAAAACUAUUAUAAUUGGUUUCUGUUUGUAUCUUGUUGGCUAUUUAUUUAUUCCAUUGUUUUCAAAAGUGGAAAUUUUUGAAAAGGUAUGCGGUACUCUACCGACUUAUAUGGAAGAAUCAACUUCAUAUUCCGAAGAAACAUGUAGUAGUCUAAUUACAGCGGCACUUGUUAUCAGCGCAAUAGGUGUAGGGGCAGUUCAAGCAAAUAUGGCUAUUUUUGGUGCUGAACAAAUUCAAGGAGAAAAAUCUACUACACGAUAUUUUUAUAAAUAUUAUAUUGCUGUGAAUACAGGCUGUUUUCUCGCGUUUGGCAUUAUUGCUUAUGUACAGCAAAAUAAGUCCUAUUUUAUAGGUUACACAAUUUCAACUAUAUUGCUUGCUGUAACUUUUGUAAUCUUUGUUGCUGGCUAUAGAUGUUACAUUCAUAUAAAGCCAUAUGAUUCUGUAAUUACCAAUUGCUUUCCUAUUUUGAUCAAUGCAUUUCAAACAAAAUGGAAACAUCAGCGCUGUGCACGUGAAAAAUUUAAUCAACGAAAAGCAGCUAAACCAUCAACAUAUUCGAGUGACGACGAGAAUGAAAAUCAUGAUUACUUGAUGUCUGAUACCAAUGAACAGCAAAUAUCAUUUUUUGAUUAUGCUAAAGCAGAUCAUAACGGUCGAUAUCCAGAUCGUAUCGUGGAUGAUGUUAAAUCACUUCGACCUAUCAUUGCAAUGUUUUUACUUUUAAUUCCAUAUUGGCUUAUAUACGUACAGAGUGAUACAACAUUUAUUUUACAAGGUGUUCAUAUGAAAAUACCAGCAUUCCAAUCAAAUAUAAAUCGUAUGCCUAUUGUUUGGCUUUCACUGACUGAUCAAGUAAUAAUUAUUCUGGUCAUCUUCAUUUUAAAUACAUGUAUAUACGAACGUCUUCAUCUUAACAAUCGACUUUUUUCAAUUAAAGCGCGUAUGGUCAUAGGCCUAAUCGCAGCUACAGUUUCAAUGUGUAUAACUGGUACAGUUGAGAUAUUUCGUCAGAGACGAUGUGAUUCAUCUUUUCAACAAACUAUUGGUGAUACGACUUAUAAUGUUGCUGAUAUGUCAAUAUUCUAUCAAUUUCCACAAUAUAUUAGUAUAGGUCUCUCUGAAGUAUUUACUUCAGUAGCUAGUCUUGAAUUUGCGUAUUUGGCUGCACCUCAAUCAGCGCAAUCACUUGUUAUGAGUCUUCGGUUUUGUUCAGCUGGUAUUUCAUCGUUUUUGGGCUCUGGAUAUAUUAAAAUCUAUGAAAAUAUUUAUGAAAAUUUUACCGUGACAAAUCUAGAGUGUGCUGACAGUCAAAAUUCUGAAUUAUUCUAUGUUUAUUUUUUUGUUCUUGCUGGUAUUCAAGUAGUAUUUAUUUUUAUUUUCCUCGCAUGUGAUCAUCGAUUUCAAUUACUCCACAAUGCUUCACAAAAUCGGUUUAAUACACAUCUAUUUAUUAGAACACAAUCUAGACCGUCAAGAGCUUGA
Molecule: messenger RNA, 1791 nt
Organism: Rotaria socialis
Lineage: Eukaryota; Metazoa; Rotifera; Eurotatoria; Philodinida; Philodinidae
Source: the annotation of a GenBank genome assembly